This is a messenger RNA of Caenorhabditis bovis, 7563 nucleotides long. NCBI's taxonomy places the organism in Eukaryota, Metazoa, Nematoda, Chromadorea, Rhabditida, Rhabditidae. The record is from the annotation of a GenBank genome assembly.
AUGGAAUCGCAUUUAACCGUCGAUGAGAUAUUCAGGAUUUUGCAAAAAACGUACUCGAAUCCGGGAAGAGUUGGCGGUGGCCUAAUGACCGACGAUGAAGCCGAAAAGGCGUUGGAAACUCUUGGAAAAGUCAACGCAUCGAUAUUGUAUCUGGACAAGCAUAAAAUGCUGAAGGUUUCCGAAUUGCAACUAAUGAUCAAAACGAUUUUUGAUGCGAUGUGCGAAUAUAAAGACUUUGAAAUGAAUCAAUUCCUCGGAACCACGCUCAACAUCAUUCUUCAUGUGCUCAAAAAGCAUGGAAAACAGAAAUAUGAUGGCACAAUCAAAUUGAUUCAUAGCUUCUGUAAAUUGCUUUUCCCGCACGCCGGCAUCCCCAGCUGCUCAUAUGAGCUUGACAUUUCGCCUAUUAUCAGCGACAAGACUCGAGAAGCCGUUAGCAACGAUCACGAUUUGUUCUUCACCAAAUCUAUCGCCUACAAUAUUCUACUUGCAAUUUUUGGCGAAUGCGAAAUUCCCGAGCUUCAACCGGACGAGGUGCACGGCUUCUGGAAGAUUGUCUGCGUGCUGCUCAUCGAUGAACACGAAAAUUGCAAUGAGCUGUUUGAGAUUGCUGUGAGAAUUGCGCAAAUCAAAUUGCGAAUCUAUCCGCUGACGCGAGCCGUUGAUUUUUUCGCGGAGCUCACCGAGAGCAUCGUCAGAUCGCACGAAUCGAUUGAGGAGACCCACGCGAUUUAUGGGAUAUUCCACGAUUUUUUUGAGCAGUACUCACAAAUGCUCACUCACACCAAAGAGUAUCGCGCCAAUUUUCUGAAAUGGAUCUCGCGCAUCAUGGAAUCGUACGGCAACGACGAGCUGCCGACGAAACUGCUCAAAUGCUUCACCGAUUAUUGCGUCAUCGUCGCCGAGGCGUUCGACAAUUGGCAUGACGUCGAGAAGCGCUACACGAUGACGAUUAUGAUGAUCUCGAUGGCGAGAAUCAAAAAAAUCCUGGAAAAUUUCAUCAAAUGUGACGAACGAGUCGACAUUUUGCGAUUUUAUUUGGACAUCUUUGCCACUAUGAUGCAAUUGAAUCGCCUCUUCAAGCUUGAUUUCUUCUAUUGGAUUGAAGCUGAGGUGAACGUCAUCAAUUCAUGGGAGAAUCCGAAAUGGCCGAUAAUUGUCGGCCAAUUCCUCACGGUUCAGCACCAAACGUGUCGCCAAUUUUUCGCCAAAUUUGCGCCAACACCCGAAAUUUUGUGGAAUAAUCUUCAAAAUGGCAAUUCUUUUGCGAAUGUGAUCGAGUUGACUGUUUUGGUGGCGACUUGCCCGUUCGCCAAUGUCGACGAAGGCGGAAAAUAUCUGAUUCCGAUUCUUGUCAUCCCUUGCUUGAAGGAUUUGCAAUCAAAAUUUGGUGCCAAAUGGGACAAUUUCCGAAUUCAUUGCUAUGGUUCGGCGCGUGGAUCGUCGCACGGCUCCACAAGACCGCUGCUCGAGCUCGAGAAAUUCGAGCCAGUCAUUGAGGAGAUUGAACGAAUUAAGAUUGUUGCCAUCAUCGCCGCGAUGCAGGUUCAGAAGAAGCCGAAUCAGCUCGUGCAGCUCGUCGCCGACAUGGUUGUUGCGGUCAUGGAGACGUCGAAAAGCAAGAAUAUUGAAAGUGUUUUUGCGACGAUUCGCCAAUUCGUCAUGGAUAAUCGCUCGCAUGGAUCGGAUAUCGCCAACGCGCUUAUAAGGAAUUUGGCGAGAAACGAUUUCAAGGACGCGACAAUCGCUGAAAUGUGCGACACCGCUGCCGUGUGCAUUUCCAACUAUGUGAAUCGCGGCGAUUGCUCAAUAAGCCUCGGCACUGAGCUCGAGUCGUCGGACUUUUCCGAUCGACCGCGUCGCGCGAAAUUGGACGAGACGGCGUUGAAGGGUCUUGUCAAGAAAUUCUCGGCGAACAUUCGCACAAGCGCACUAACAGAAUUCAUCAAAUUCUGUAAAAGUGUGUUAUUGCAUUGCGAACUGUCGAAUUGCGCUCAACUGUUUUCGCCGAUUUUGAAAUGUUUGAACGCGAUUCGAUUCAUGGACAAUUUCGACGAGUUCUUACGAUUUUGGGAGAUUUAUGAGCAAACGACGGGGAAACGAGAGCGAAUUUCGUUUUACGUUGCGAUUUUCAAUCCAAUUUUCGCCAAUUUAAUGAAUGAUCCGGAAGCGGUGACGCUUAUCAAUAAGAUAUCGAACUCGAAACUCCCGGAGAAUGUGCACGUCGCCAUGUAUUCAGCGCUGCUCGCCAAUGCCGCUGUCAUCAAUAAAAAGGAGGCUUGGGCUUUUUUGCAGAAUCAGACGAUUCGGAGUUGUCGACGAUCGGUGAGACUCGCGGAAGACGACGUGGAAGAUGAUAAAACGCUUCGCGAGAUCUUCACGCAGCGUUUCGGCGCGAUCAUCGCGAGAAGCUUCAUCGCGCGACUCUUUGAGAACUCCGAAGUGGACGAGGCGAAAAUGCGCGAGAUUCUUCGCAAUUUUCUCACGUGCUCGUCGCUGUUGUUUCAAUUUGAGUGCAUUUCCAACUUUUUGAAAUAUGCGCAUCGAAACAUCAUUUUUUGGGCGAUGUUCUACGGCGCGACGAAACCAAAGCAUUGUUGCGUCGUUUUGGAUUUUUUGUGUCAGGAGCUCAUCACGAAAGCGGAAAGCAUGAAGCCGAAAUGGAUACCAAUCGAAUUGGCAGCCAUCAAAGCGGAAAGGAAAAAAAUCAUCUCGGAGGUUUGGCGGAAUUCUUCUUGCCAUCCGAUGGUUCUUUUCUUUGAACAGAAUCUCUCUGGAAUCAUCCAAUUGUGGCGAUUGCAAUGCGGCGAGAAUUUGGAGUUUUGGAGGUUUUGCCACGAAUUUUGCGAUUUCGACGCCGAGGAGAUUGCCCAGUCAACGAUUGUGUAUCGAAAAGACGUGACGCAGAAGCUUCUUAUUGUGGCGGCUCAAGAUUUUCUGGAUCCGCCGAAAAAUCACGCAUUUUACGAAACUAUCCGCAAAACGUACGAAUCGCUUCAUCGCGGUCGCAAAUUUUCGAUAACGUCGGCAAUGGAGUACAGAAGCGAAGGCAUCGAUGUGAUUCUGGAGUUUCGGCAGGUGUUCGCGAAAAACGAGCACUUCCUUUAUCGACAUCGUGCAGCGGACAGUUUUCUGGUUGUCAUUCAGCACAUUUCGAAGCAAUUCUUCGAAGAAAAUUGGUGGUCGAUUCUCAUUUGUUUGGGCUAUUGUCCGAAGGAAUCGCCGGCGAACAUCCAAACAUGGAAGAUUUUCAUCGAACGCGUCGAUUAUGAGAUUCUUCGCAACUACUUAUGGCGCAUCAUCUCAAUGAUCGCCAAAAUUGAUGAGAAUGAGCAAUUGGUGCGAAUGGUGUGGAAACGAUUGACGUUCACCAAUAAGCUUGACGUUCUUUUAAGUGAUCCGACGAUCCAGAAGCUCCUCUGGAUCAUUCCGCAUUCAAUGGAAGUCGAGCUUCGCAAUGACGGCACGAAUGUGGCCAAGUAUCGGCGUAUCGACGAUCUCGUUGAAAUUGUCGCAAAUUUCGAGCGAUUCCCGCUGACGCUGUUCGGCGAGCACUUGCGGCUAAUGAUUGAGCAGAAGACGAUAUGGAAAGAGGAUUUGACGAGAAUUAUUGCCGGCCUUGUGGCCAACAUUGGCAAGGUGGGCGGUCGACGCGAAAACGCGGAAAUUUGCCGGAUUCUCGAACAAGUGCCGAUUUUCAACGCCGAACUCGUCGACGUUGGAUUUGUUCGUUGGGAUAUGAGCGCGCGAUUCUAUCAAACGCCGAAACAGAGGACCCAGGAAUUGCUUGACGAAUGCGUUCUGGAGAUUGAGAUGCUCGCCACGUUGGCGCGAGGUGGCGUCGAUUUGGAUUAUGCGGAUCGAACGAUGUGCGAAGUGCAUAAGUAUUUGGACAAUAAGGAUUGCAAGAACCAAACGCGAUUCUGUAUGAUCGAUGGCGCGAAGGCGGCGUUUGCUCGAAUGAACUGCCACAACAAACCGGAGCCGAAAUUGAUUUGUGGCGAGAAUCGCCCGAAUUCGUUUCACGCAUGGCUCACUUCAUUGAUUUUCAUGUGCAUUUCACCGAGCGAUUCGCAAUUUUUGCCAUUGAAAUACAUUGCUCACGUGCGCGACACCUCGAUUCUCACCAAAAUCGUCACAAAAUUGAUGUUGUUCAAUAUAAUUGAGGGCCGCGAAACGAUUGUCACCAAAAUUCUUGGCGAAUUUGAAUCGGUUCUUCAUGCCGCUCUUCGUCGACGAGUCACGAGAUUUGAGCGCGCGCCGGCCGCGUUUGUCUUCUACAUCUUCGAUUUUGUCUAUUUUUACAUGAAUCUCGAUUGGCUGCGAAGCGGGCGCGAUAAUAAUACGAGGCGGAGCCUUCAGAUGUUCUGGAAGCAUAUGAUUGAGACGACGAUGAAGGAUGAGCUUGGACAUGAUGCGCCGUUGAUUGUGAGGGUCGCUGAGAGGUUUGGAAUGGAGAAGAGGGGCAUUCUUUGGAUGGAGACUUGGAUGGAGUUGAAGGCGAAUAUGGCGCAAGGCGCGAUCGACAAGAGCUCAGAGCUCUCUUACUAUUUCACAUUGAUGAAACUCUAUGCUCGUGCUCAUGAGCUCACGGGUGUCCGAGGCGCCUACUCGAGACUAUCGCGAAUUCAAGUCGAUCACCUCUAUGCGAAAAUUCUCAUUAAAGAGGCGUUUGGCAAUGUUAAUGAGGCGUCGGCGUUUUACACGAUGGCUGACGGAUUGAAGCAUUUUGAGCCUACCGACAUAGUGAAUUCGGUUCUUGAAGAGAUCAACAAGCCGGUUCAACCGGAAUCCAAUGCAAUACGAUGGGCGAAGCACAUCGAUUUGUUCUUCUUCUCGGUGGUGUCGAGCUACGAAAAAGAGCAAUACGAGGAAUAUGAGAAGUGUCUGAAUCAUUUGAAGCUUUGGCUUCACGAGGAGACUGAUUGUGGCGAAUCGCCGCAGACGUUUGAACGCAACAUUGAGCAGCGCUCAUGGGAAGCGAAGGUUUUGCGAAUGCUCACCGCCGGCGGCGAUGAGCCGCUGGAGCCGAUAAUUCAGGAGAUUGGCUCAAAAGCGAUCGAGCGAAUCGAGGAGGCGUCGUUCGGCGGCAAUUGCUCGUAUGACUCGGCAAUUCCGCAUAUUGUCCAAUUACGAAUGCUCGAUGAGAUUACGCGUUUGAAUAGCGCCACCAACGACGAGCUGCUCAAUGUCGAUUCGGAAUUGUGGACGACACUCCGCCGACGGAUGAAUGAGAGCGAGCAGCGUUUGGAUGUGCUCGAGCCGGUGUUGAGAGCGCGACGAGCCGUGUUGAACGCCCGGCUGCGAACGAUUCCCGAGAGGGACCGCGACAAAAUCAAGUCGCGCAUUGUCGAGACGUACCUUCAUACCGCCCGUGUUGCUAGACUUCAUGAUUGCGGCGAGCGCGCGAUGAUUUCGAUUCUCAACGCGAAAAAGAUUGAUCCGUUUGACAAGAGGAUUGUGCUGGAAUUGGCGAAAUUGCGAUUGCAGACGGCCGAUGAGGAGACUGGAAUGCAGCUGCUUGAUAGCCUUCUCGCCACCACGUUCGGCGAGCUAUCGAAACACUUCAGCGACACCCAACAAUCAGCGAAUCUCGAUCUGAAAUCGACGGCGUUGACGCAAAUCGAGAAUUUUCCGCGAGAGGAGAAGAAUCUCUAUUCCGAGGUUCAAGUGUUGCGAAUCGCGCAGACGAUCAAAUCGGGCAACACGAUUGUGUUCGAGAAGAUCUACGAGGAGACGACGAAUCUGCUCAACUCGUUCGUCUCGUCGGGUGUGAUGUACGACGCCGCGUGGCUUCUGGAUUAUCUAUUUCAUUAUCACGAGAAGAAUAUUCCGGUGCUGAAAAUUUUGAAGCAUUAUCGCGAAGUCGCGAAAUAUGAGAGGAAUCCGGUGCUUCAGGCGCGCGCGAUUGAAAGAAUGGUGUCGUUGUGGUUGACGAAUACGCGAAAAUUGAUGAACACCGAAAUGGAGCAGAGUCUUAAAGACAUUGGCCUCAAGGGAUUCUAUCCGGCCUACGCGAUUCUAGCAAGGCAAAUUGAUCAUCCCGACAUGGAAGUGUUCUCAACGAUCAAGAGGCUCAUGAUCCAAUUGAUUAUUCGACUACCCCAUCAGUGUAUGUGGCAAUCGGUGUAUAUUUUAAGGUCUCAGGAUAGCAAAAAAAUUGAAAGAUAUAAGGAGGUUUUGAGCCAUUUGAGACGAAAACAUGCGUGCUAUUCCACAUUGAUUGAUCAAUAUGAUUAUGCGUCGGCGGCUUUUAAAGCUGUAGCCGACAAGGUGCGAAACAAAUCGGCGAUUCUGUCGGAGGCGGUGCCGUAUUUGAAGAAAUUGAUUCGAGAUCGAAAAUAUGAUCCAAGAAAUUUGGAAUUUGAGCGGCGAAACGAGGCGGAGAAGGAGCUGAUGUGCGGAAUAAUGGUGCCGAUUCGAGCCGAUAUUGAUGCGUCGGUUCAGAUUGCCGGCGAGGAUCUGAUGGAUAACGAUUAUACUAAAUGUUGUGAAAUUGCCGAGCGAUUCAUGAUUCAUGAUUAUAAGGAUAGUGUGAAGAUUUUGGCAUCUAACACGAAUCCGAUACUUAUUGAACUAACUACCCAAUCUGGUAGAAAAAUUCGACUUAUUUGUAAAAAAGAGGAUGAUUUAACAAAGGAUUAUCAUUUUGCGAAAAUUGUGGAGAUGUGUAAUGAUUUACUCACCAAAGAUGAGAAGACGAGAAUUCGAGGACUCAAUGCGACGACAUAUUCGGUCAUCCCGUUGGCGAAAACUGGAGGAAUUAUUGAGUUUAUGGAAGGCGUCACGCCGUAUUAUGAAGCGCUUGAGCCGCUCCUCGGGUUGGGAAUCGAGAAGAAGUUGAAAUGGAAAAACUCGAUGGCGUCGAUGACGCGCGAGAAGAAGGUCGAGUAUUUCCGCGAUGUUUGCUGUAAAGAGACACCGUUGGUGAUGGCGAAAUGGUUUAGAAAACAAUACCCGGAAGCUGGCAAAUGGUUUGUGAGCCGAAAAUUGUUCGCGAAAUCGGCGGCGGUCAUGUCGAUCAUCGGAUUCAUUUUCGGGUUGGGCGAUCGCCACAUUCGCAAUUUGCUCAUUCACGUGCCGACUGGCAAAUGUGUUCACGUCGAUUUCGACAUGAUCUUCAAUAUGGGCGAUUUUCUCGAAGUUCCCGAGGUGGUCCCGUUUCGCCUCACAAGGAACAUGAUCAACGGGAUGGGCGAAGUCGCGCUGGAUGGAGAGUUUCGGUACACGUGCGAGCAGACGCUUCGCGUCUUCAUGGCGAACACCUAUGAGAUUGAGAAGUAUAUUGCUGAUUUGCCGGAUCUUGUUGGAGGUGAUCGAUUGACAUCGGCGAUUCAGAGAAUCCAGCAAAGCGGGUCUCGAAGCUUCACGUAUGAUAUGAAGGAGGCGAAGCGGAUGGUGUCGGCGCGACUGCGCGGCAACAUCAUCACCGCGAAAAUCUACAAAGGCAACUCGAUUUCGCAUCCGAUGAAGAACGUCCAACUCGCGGCGUCGUUAAUCGAAUUGGCGACGAGCGAUGAGAAGCUCGCCGAGAUGUUUCAUGGCUGGAUGCCGUUUGUGUGA